AUGUAAAAAAGAGACAAAUCUCCAAUCAUACAUGUAAAUCUUAUGAAAGAAAACAUUCAUAAUAAACAACAUUCCCUUAAUAAAAAUAGCAUUUCAAGUAAGGCUAGUCUCAAUUUGGUCAAAGUACUAGCAACAAGAAGAUCUGACAUGAAUUCACUUUGGGAACCAUCUGAAGAUUCAAAAUUACAUUCAAAUAGAUUCGAUAAUUAUUUUCAAAGACAUUCUACUAGAAGAUCUAAUGCUUAAACUUCUAGAGAAAGGGAAAGAGAUUUUUCAGACUCCCCAAAACAAUCUCCAUCACAUUAUUAAUGUGUUAAGCAUUUUAAUAAAGCAUAAUAAAGAAAAAGGACUGCAUAGUUCAUUUGUUGUUUACCUAAAUGUGAUACUCAUUUAUUGUGUAGAGAAUGUAAAUAUAAAAUAUUCUAAUGUAAACAUGAUUAAAUUGUUAAAUUGACUGAAUUUAUUGAAUAACCAAUUUUAAUAUUUCUAAAAGCAGAUAAUUAAAAAAGAGAACUUGUUGGUAACCUAAUUUUAUAAUAAAUGCAAUUAUUUCAUGUAUUUAUAUUUUCUUUAUUUAGAAAGUCAAAUAUCAAGCAGAAUAAUCAAAGAAAUAAUUAUAAGAGUACUUAGAGAAUAUAUAAGACUAACUCAAAAUGAAAUGUCAAGUUAUAUAAACUGAAUUUGAUGAAAAAGUUGAUGUAAUAAAUUAUUUAUAUAAUUUAAAGUUUUAAUUGAAAUAAAUCAGAAAUGAUAUUGAUUAACUAGUUUAAACCAGUUUAGUUUACAAAGAUGAUUUUGAGAAUAGACUGAAUCAAAAAGAUGAUUUCAUAGAAUCAGUAAAACUAUUCAAAUAAUAAAGUGAAGAUCCUUAUGAUUAAGUAAUGAAUUAAGUAAAUCAAUUGCAACUAAAUCUCAAUAAAAUUCCUCAAUUGAAUUCCAUUGUUUUAGAAUUGAAAACUGAUAUUACUAUCAAAGAGUUUAGUUAUAAUAAAUUGAUAAUUUGA
Paramecium primaurelia is the source of this 1004-nucleotide messenger RNA. NCBI's taxonomy places the organism in Eukaryota, Ciliophora, Oligohymenophorea, Peniculida, Parameciidae. The record is from the annotation of a GenBank genome assembly.